GUUUUUUUUUUUGCAUCAAUUCUCAGGUCUCGUUCAUAUUGCAGUACUUGAAACAAAUUCACCAGUCUUGGAACAGAAACAUUGUGAAGGAAAAAAGAGACACUUCCACUGAGAGAAAUAUCCAUCAAGUUUUGUUCUGUCUGUAUGAGAGUAGAUCCAGACACACGGCCUCACAUCUUUCUUGUAAAUGAGGAAGUUAUGGUAACCUACAGAAUGUUCCUAACAGAAGAAAGAAAACUGUAAAUACCUACAAAUGCUUCUUUUCAGAAUGAAAUUCCUACAGCAACUGUUCAGGAAAUCUAGGGGACUGGAAAUGCUCUUUCAAGUACCUUUGUGCCAAAAGCCAGUCCCGUGUAUGUGCCUGGCUACCUCCACUUGCCUUUACAGUAAGAAGAAAAAAGUGAAUGGUUAUGAACAAGUUGAUCAAGAAAAAUACAAGAAUUUGGUCUGCUCUGUGACAUCUUACAAAACCAGCUCCCAAACACCAGAGACAUUAUUUGAAGAAGACAAUUUGUUAUAUGGGCCAGCAGAUAAACAUAGAUCUCCAGUUAAAAACGCUGAAACAAAAACUCCAAAGAGCUGGGUUCCUCUCGUAAACCCCAACAAGAGAAUUCCACUUCCAGGCAGUGACUCAAACCUUCCCCUGAAAAUCAGCUUACAAAGAAACAAAAUACCCAGUGUUACCAGUAUUCUUCAACAGACUAUUCCUCCGCAGCAAGCCCUUUACCUAGAAAGAUGGAAACAGAAAAUGAUACUCAAACUUGGGAAAGACGGUUUUGCAGAGUACACUAAAAAUCUUUUCCUCCAAGGAAAGCUCUUUCAUGCAACUUUGGAAUCUAUAUUUCUGUCUGAAGAGAUGCCAACUAAGGGGCAAGGAGAAGACACUGCUGUUUCUGGCUACUUAUCAAGCGUACAACAUGUCUUAAAAGAUAUCAGUGAAAUAAAAGCUCUGGAAAGUGCGGUUCAACAUGAGACUCUUCAGUAUCUAGGCCUGGUAGACUGCGUGGCUAAGUAUCGAGGGCAGUUAUGUGUGAUUGACUGGAAGACUUCAGAGAAAUCAAAGCCAUCUCUGCAAAACACUUUUGACAACCCAUUACAGGUUGCAGCAUAUAUUGGAGCCAUAAAUCAUGAUGCUAACUAUGACUUCCAGGUUAGUUGUGGACUCAUUGUGGUUGCUUAUAAGAAUGGCUCCCCAGCACACCCACAUUUCAUGGAUCCGGAUCUGUGCUCUCAGUACUGGAAUAAAUGGCUUCUGCGCCUUGAGGAAUACAUGGAAAGAAAAUAAUCCAAACUAAGCUAUACAGAGGCGAGUGGUCUGAGCACAGAGCUGAAGCACUUUGUUCUAAUCUGAAGUACUCUUUUUUGAACAACCUGGGCUAAUUUCUUUAUUAGUUUGUUUUCUCCUUUUUUAAAAAAAAAAAAAAAAAGGAACAGGGAAUAUUUAUUUGCCUAUGUUGUAGGUGAUUUAGGUGGACCCAGCAGGACAACGCACACUUAAUUGGUCCCUAUUUUUCCACACACGCAGUUUCUACCAUCUGAGAUCAAUAGGAAAG
This is a messenger RNA of Struthio camelus australis, 1553 nucleotides long. The record is from RefSeq and is a predicted model, not a curated record. Lineage: Eukaryota; Metazoa; Chordata; Aves; Struthioniformes; Struthionidae.